Molecule: messenger RNA, 1690 nt
Organism: Fimicolochytrium jonesii
Lineage: Eukaryota; Fungi; Chytridiomycota; Chytridiomycetes; Spizellomycetales; Powellomycetaceae
Exons: 10
Coding region: 69-1373 (434 amino acids)
Biological process (GO): ubiquitin-dependent protein catabolic process
Cellular component (GO): cytosol
Molecular function (GO): polyubiquitin modification-dependent protein binding
Source: RefSeq, a predicted model, not a curated record
UUUCAAACUCAACUUGACAUUCACCGCAACCACAGCCAUUGACAUACCACAGAAAGAAAACCACAACAAUGUCCGACGAGCCAGAAGAACAAUCCGGUCCCACCACUCCCGUGCAAAUCCGCUUCCGCAUGGCCCCUGGUCUCGCAAACCAAACCGACCUCAUGCUGCGAGUCUCCGACCCAACUACCGCCACCGUCGCCGAUCUCAAGGACCAGCUGGGCCAGCGCUUGAGUAUCAAUAAGGAGGAUAUACGGCUUGUGCAUGCUGGGCGGAUAUAUAGGGAUGACGAGGCGACGGUUAAAUCUCUGGGCAUCACGGACGAUGCUGUCAUUCAUGUUUCGAGAGUGGCUGCAAGGAGGGAGGGUGAGGAUGCCGGGCCGGCCGCGGAAGAACGACCUCGGACGCUUCAGGAGGCCGCCGCGGCGAAUCAGAGGAACUCGUUUGGGUUGGGAGAUAUGAGCGGACUGCUGGAAAACCCCAUGGUCAGAUCACUGUUGGAGAGUCCCGAAUUCAUGCAAACGAUGUUGGAGAACGACCCGCGUAUCGCUCGACUGGCAGAGUCGAAUCCCCAGCUCCGACAAACCCUGAAUGAUCCGCGAUUCCUGAGAGAGAUGAUGGAGACCAUGCGGAAUCCGGCGCUGAGCCAGGAAAUGAUGCGGAAUGUGGAUAGACAGCUGUUGAACAUCGAGAACAUCCCGGGUGGAUUCAACGCGUUGAGUUCCAUGUAUCAUGACAUUCAGGCGCCGUUAUCGCAGGCGCAUGACGAUAAUCCGAGCACAGAGGAAGCAAAUCGACGAUACGCAGCCAUGCUCGGCGCACAACAAACAUCCACCGGCCAAGGUCCCAACAACGCUGCCCUUCCAAACCCAUGGGCGGCGCCAUCACCAUCUACAGCAUCCCAGCCCGCUGCAGCGGAUCCAUUUGCGGCAUUGACAGGCCUCGGGCCUGGAAUGUCGAAUCCGGGCUUCAAUCCAUUCGCUGCGUUUGGGAUGCCCCAAUUCCCCGCCCCCUCACCACAAACAUCCCAACCAACCACCAACCCCACCCAGCUCCCCGCAUUCGACCCAACCAACUUCCUCUCCCUCCUCGGCGGUGCCGGUGGCCAACAACAACAAAAUCCGCUCUUCCAAAACCCCUUCCUGCAGAUGCCGUUCCUUCCCCCAGCCGUCCAACCGGUGGGUACACCCGCAGCAGCAGCAGCAGCGACACCAAGUAGUCAGGAGACGAUGCAGGCGCAUGAGGAUCGGUUUAAGGAGCAGUUGACGGCGUUGCGGGAAAUGGGUUUUGUGGAAAAGGAUAAAUGCAUCCGGGCACUCCUGGCCGCAGGUGGAAAUGUAGAAGCAGCGAUUGCGUACAUGCUUGAUUCCUUGUGAUAUAUCACUAAAUAGCCGGUCAUUGCAUUUCUCCCAUCCGGUUAACAGCAAAACGUUAGAUAUGUACACAAACAAAUCCGUUUUUUCUCCUAGUAGGGAAACCAAUUCUUGAGCGUUUCCAUGAUGUUUGCAGUGUUAUUUCACACGUUCAUUAUGUGAUAUGGUUCUAGUCGUAGAACACGUGGUGUAGGAUACGUCCUAGCAAUAAGAAAAUGAAACCAAGGGCCCGCCGCUGAUAUGGGUCCAUACUAUGACUUUCCCCGCUCCUGCUCUAUAUAUGGUUUGCGGAUUGGGGGGAUGAUGCUGUUUGUGAUAUG